Aspergillus versicolor CBS 583.65 is the source of this 1488-nucleotide messenger RNA. RefSeq lists its product as uncharacterized. The coding region runs from base 1 to 1488 and encodes 495 amino acids. Gene Ontology annotation, molecular function: aldehyde dehydrogenase (NAD+) activity. The transcript has 5 exons. The record is from RefSeq and is a predicted model, not a curated record. NCBI's taxonomy places the organism in Eukaryota, Fungi, Ascomycota, Eurotiomycetes, Eurotiales, Aspergillaceae.
AUGGCAGCUGCGGCUACGCUCACCCUGCCUAAUGGCAAGCAAUACGAACAGCCCACGGGGCUGUUUAUCAAUAACUCCUUUGUUGAAGCAUCUGGGGAGCUCCUGGACGUCGUCAACCCUGCUACGGAAAAUAAUAUCAUCUCCAUAAAAGGGGCAUCCGAAGAUGACGUGAACCGCGCUGUUGCAGCAGCACGGGAGGCCUUCCAGGGCGAGUGGCGCGAGUUCUCAUCCACCCAGCGAGGAGAGUACCUUUACCGGUUGGCUGAACUUAUCCGGCGGGAUAGCGAGCUGAUCGCCGCUAUUGACGCUUGGGAUAACGGCAAGCCCUACGUAGCGACCCUCGAGGGCGACCUUGACGAAUCCUACAAUGUCUUCCGUUACUAUGCCGGCUGGGCGGACAAGAUUAGCGGGCGUACAAUUGAGACCUCCCCUUCUAAAUUGGCCUAUAUUCUGCAAGAGCCGCUGGGUGUCUGCGGUCAGAUCAUUCCCUGGAACUACCCCUUCAUGAUGCUUGCCUGGAAAGUCGCCCCGGCUCUCGCAUGCGGAAACACCGUGGUUCUUAAACCAGCUGAACAAACACCUCUUUCAGCGCUCUAUUUCGGGAAAUUAGUCGUCGAGGAUGGAUUCCCUGCUGGUGUAGUGAAUGUCAUCCCAGGACUGGGCUCUGUUGCAGGCAAGACCCUUGCUGAGCAUACGGGUGUAGACAAGAUUGCAUUCACAGGGAGUACAGCCACAGGCCGUGCGAUCAUGAAAUCCGCCGCCGCAAACCUGAAGAACAUCACCCUUGAGUGUGGUGGGAAAAGCCCUAGUCUCGUGUUUUCCGACGCGGACAUCGACCAGGCCGUUAAAUGGUGUCACUCCGGCAUUAUGGAUAACCAGGGGCAGGUUUGUACUUCGACCUCGCGGAUCUAUGUGCAGGAUGGCAUCUACGACGACUUUGUGGAGCGAUUUGUCCAGAUUACACGAGAUAACGCGAAGCUCGGAAGCGCCUUCACGGACGGUGUCAUCCAGGGACCGCAGAUUUCACAGGCCCAGAAUGAAAAGAUCCUGUCGUAUAUCGAAGAAGGAAAGAAGGAGGGUGCAAAGCUAGCUUAUGGAGGGCAAAGGCAUGGCAGCAAUGGAUAUUUCGUGGAGCCAACGGUUUUCGUGGAUACAAGCGAAGACAUGCGCAUCGUGAAGGAAGAAAUCUUCGGACCGGUCGUCGCCAUCAGCAAAUUUUCAACCGAAGAGGAGGCCAUUCGCAAAGCAAACGCAACCUCAUACGGCCUCGCGGCGGCCGUCUUUUCAGAGAAAGUCUCGCGCGCCCAUAUCGUGGCCAGCAAGCUGGAGGCGGGCAUGGUGUGGAUUAACUCCUCCGGCGACUCUCACUACGGCAUCCCAUUUGGGGGCUACAAAUCCUCUGGGAUCGGGCGUGAGCUUGGGCCCUACGCCUUGGAUGCGUAUACGCAGUCAAAGGCCGUUCACGUCAAUCUUGGACUUGCGCUGUAG